AUGUGGCAACGUUCGAGGCGGGCAGUCCACCGGCUCAAGGUUCCGGCCGGACGCCGCGACGCGUCAAGUGGGAAUCACCAAGUCAUUUUCUCGGGCAUCCAGCCUACGGGAACACCGCACCUGGGCAACUACGCCGGUGCCAUCCGCCAAUGGGUGCAACUCCAAGCCAAGCCUUCUGAGAGCUGCAAACUUGUGUAUUCUGUCGUCGACUUGCACGCUAUCACCGUACCCCAGAACGCAAAACAGCUCAGGCAAUGGAAGAGGGAAACGCUGGCAGCUCUGUUGGCUGCAGGUAUCAACCCCGAACGCUCGACUUUAUUCUAUCAAUCAUCUGUCCCGGCGCAUUCUGAGCUCAUGUGGAUCUUGAGCUGUACAGCCUCGAUGGGUUACUUGUCACGAAUGACACAGUGGAAGAGCAAGCUGUCACUCUCAAAUGAUGCCACCAUUCUUGAUGAAGGUGCGAAAGCCUCGCUGAAGCUCGGCCUAUUCUCAUAUCCCGUCCUGCAGGCUGCUGACAUUCUCGUCCACCGAGCCACUCAUGUACCCGUCGGUGAUGACCAGAGACAGCACUUGGAAUUUGCUCGCGAGUGUGUAACAAAUUUCAAUCACAACUUCGGCCCUCUCUUGGUGUCUCCUGAGACCAUCACAUCACCGACACGCCGGGUUAUGUCGUUGCAACAACCAACCCAGAAAAUGUCGAAAUCCGCUAGGGACCCGAGGUCACGUAUCCUGAUCACCGACACGCCCGAAGAGAUCAACGUCAAGAUAAUGAGUGCAUUGACAGACUCCUCUAAUAAUGUUUCCUAUGAUCCGGCUGACCGGCCGGGGGUAUCAAACCUGUUGGAGAUCCUCUCUAUUUUUGAUGUUCAUACCAGGAACCCAGCUCAACUCGCCGACUCUUUUUCUCAUGCCUCUCUCAAAGAUCUUAAGCAAGCCGUCUCAAGGGCUGUCGUCGAGGGGCUUGGCGGAAUCCGUGAGCGCUACAUGGAGCUUCUGUCUGUUGACGAGGGGCGAUAUCUCGAUGCCGUCGAAGCAAAGGGUGCCAGCAAGGCCCGUCUCAAUGCCAACGAAACAAUGGCCCUAGUGAGAGAAGCCACGGGGCUGUGA
This is a messenger RNA of Colletotrichum paranaense, 1107 nucleotides long. RefSeq names its product tryptophanyl-tRNA synthetase. The coding region runs from base 1 to 1107 and encodes 368 amino acids. The record is from RefSeq and is a predicted model, not a curated record. Gene Ontology annotation, cellular component: mitochondrial matrix; mitochondrion. The transcript has 5 exons. Gene Ontology annotation, molecular function: tryptophan-tRNA ligase activity; ATP binding. Gene Ontology annotation, biological process: mitochondrial tryptophanyl-tRNA aminoacylation. NCBI's taxonomy places the organism in Eukaryota, Fungi, Ascomycota, Sordariomycetes, Glomerellales, Glomerellaceae.